This is a messenger RNA of Ceratina calcarata, 1542 nucleotides long. RefSeq names its product mitochondrial GTPase 1. Gene Ontology annotation, cellular component: mitochondrion. Gene Ontology annotation, molecular function: GTPase activity; GTP binding. Lineage: Eukaryota; Metazoa; Arthropoda; Insecta; Hymenoptera; Apidae. The transcript has a single exon. Bases 25 to 987 code for a protein of 320 amino acids. Gene Ontology annotation, biological process: mitochondrial translation. The record is from RefSeq and is a predicted model, not a curated record.
UGUAUAUACACAAAGCCUUUCAAAAUGAUGACUCCAGGUAACGUAGCACCUAAAUUCCGUGAUACUUUUCAAGUAGCAACAAAAGACAUAUUAAGGUGGUUCCCUGGGCACAUGGGUAAAGGUGUAAAGCAAAUGAAACAGCAAUUAAAGAACGUAGAUUUAGUGGUUGAAGUUCAUGAUGCCAGGGUUCCUAUCUCUGGGCAUUACGCAGAUUUUAGUAAAACAAUAACUGGUCUGAAACCACAUAUCUUUUUAUUAAACAAAAUGGAUUUGACUGAUACGAAAUUUAAGAAUUCUGUAAUAAAAAAUUUAAACAAUAAGGGAUUACCAAAUGUACUGUUUACUAGUUUUAAAAAUCAGAACUGCAAAGGUGUUAAGGAACUUUUGCCUUUAGCUCAGAGAUUAAUCAAGGAAUCGAAUCGUUUUAACAGAUCACAAGAAUCGUCAUUUCAAAUGAUGAUUAUCGGUGUACCUAACGUAGGGAAAUCUUCGUUGAUCAAUCGUUUAAGGAACAAUGUUCUUCAUAAAAGUAGCGCUGUGGCGGUUGGUGCUGUUGCUGGCAUCACGCGAUCUGUCUCUACACGAGUAAAAGUGUCAGAAAUUCCAGAUAUCUACGUUUUAGAUACACCUGGAAUUUUAGCUCCGAGAAUAAAUGAUAUGCAUACGGGUUUAAAAUUAGCGUUAGUCGGUUGCAUGCAAGAUCAUUUGGUAGGCCCUGAAAUUCUUGCAGAUUAUUUGCUGUUCUGGUUGAACAAGCACGAACGAUUUGAGUAUGUAGAGAAAUUAGGAUUAACAAACCCGAGUGAUGAUAUAUCGCACGUACUUGUAUAUAUCGCAGCGAAGCUGAAAAAAACGUUAGGCAUAAGAAAUUACGAUGGUAAAAUAAUUAUGAAACCGGAUAUGAGGUUUGCUGCAGAGCAUUUGCUCUCUAUGUUCAGAAAAGGGGAAUUAGGCAAUUAUUGUUUAGAUGAGGAUUUGUUAUAUUAACGUUCCAUAUUAUGUUAUAUGUGUAAAUAAGUGACCAUUCAUAUAAAAUGUUAUUUACAAUUAUAUGAACUCAGAGAAUGAAUAAAACUAAUUAAUGUAAACGAUUAAGAGAACGAAGUAUUUUGUGAUAAAAGAACCAAAUAGAUAAUUUCAUAUUUAUAUCUUUAAUGAACAGGAGCUAGAGUACUAGCAGGAAAUACUGAUAUACAUUUAUCUAUUAUGUUAUAUUUAUAAGCAAUAAAUAAAAAAAUGUGAUACUUCCAUAACAUAAUUUAUCAAACAGAAGUAAUGGUAUUUUUUUUCAUUUUAAUGCUCUAGUCACCUUUUACUUCUUUUUUGUAUAUAUUAUACAAAUCUAUUAAUAUUACGUUAAGCAAAUCGACUAAUGUAUUAGACUUCUACCAGAAUACUAAUUAUAAUAUCUAGAUUUCAUCUAAAAAUAGCUUUAAAUAAAAACUACAUUUACAUGUAUUUCUUCUUGCAUAUGUCUCCUAACUUAUUCUCAUUUGUAAUAAAUUUAUAUGACGACGAACAAAUAAAUCGUUGUGAAGAUUA